GACUCAGGAAUGCAGCUGCAGAGAUCACCCAGAGGACAGGAUGCCACUCAGCAGAGCUCUGAUUCUGGGGGUCCUCGCCCUGACCACCGUGCUCAGCCGCUGUGGAGGUGAAGACAACAUUGUGGCCGACCACGUAGGCAACUACGGUAUAAUUGUCUAUCAGUCUUAUGGACCCAGUGGCCAGUUCACAUUUGAAUUUGAUGGUGAUGAGUUGUUCUAUGUGGACUUGGAUAAGAAAGAGACUGUCUGGAGGAUUCCUGAGUUUGGACAAGUGAGAAGCUUUGAUCCUCAACAUGCACUGCAAAACAUAGCUAUAUUAAAACACAACUUGGACAUCCUGAUUAAGAGGUCAAAUUCAGCUCCAGCUACCAACAAGGCUCCUGAGGUGACCGUGUUCCCCAAGUCCCCUGUGCUGCUGGGUCAGCCCAACACCCUCAUCUGCUUUGUGGACAACAUCUUCCCUCCUGUGAUCAACAUCACAUGGUUGAGAAAAAGCAAGUCAGUCACAGAAGGCGUUUAUGAGACCAGUUUCCUCACCAACCCCGACCAUUCCUUCCACAAGAUGUCCUACCUCAGCUUCAUCCCUUCUGACGAUGAAGUUUAUGACUGCAAGGUGGAACAGUGGGGCCUGGACCAGCCGGUUCUGAAACACUGGGAACCUGAAGUUCCAGCCCCCAUGUCAGAGCUGACAGAGACUGUGGUCUGUGCCCUGGGGUUGUCUGUGGGCCUCGUGGGCAUCGUGGUGGGCACCAUCUUACUCAUGAAAGGCCUGCGAUUAGGUGGCACAUCCAGACACCCAGGGCCCUUAUAAGUCACACCCUGGAAAGGAAGGUAAGGGUCUGCGUUUGUGGGAGAUGAAGCUAACACACAGGGGAAGCAAGGGAAGGGAAGACAUGAAAAUGUGGUUGGGACAUGGCUGGAGAACUGUGCUGUGACAUUAUCACAGCUCAGGAGCCUCUGGAACCCAUCUGUCUCCUGUCUGUUUUGUGGCAGGCAUGUGGCCCUCUCCAGGGAGGAAGUGGUGUACUGGGUGACCCAGAGCAGUGUGUCUUCCAGCCCAAUACAUCAUCAUCUUUGUCUUCCCCAAGUGUCCUCCAUCUGUCUUUUCCCUUGGCCCUAAGUCUGUCCCUGGUCACAGCUCACAUAUCUUGGAAUUCUCCCCUGAUGUGAGUUUUGUUUUCUGGCAUCUUCCAAAUUGUAUGUACUGUAGACUCUCUCAGAACCCCUGAUUAAUAGCUCCACAAAACCAACAAAUCUCCUGUUAUAUGUUGUCUACUGGUUUUUGUUUGGUUUUGCUUUUCCUGUCUUUCAUUUUGGAGCUUACUGGAGCCAGGCUCAUGUAAUCUAGUCUUCAGUGUCACAGGAACGACCAAAUACAGUCCAGAAUGCUUGGGUAACUUAACUGAGGUUGAACAUUCUCUCUUCAUUUUGUUCCCAGCCCUGACCACUCUCUUCUGUCUACAGUCAGGUUCAGGGAGGUAUGGUAUAAAAUCUGCCUCAAUGUAUACUUGUUGUGAUAAAACACCAAGGCACAGGGUGCACAUGAGUAAUUCCAGCACUCCAGAGACAAAACAGGAGAGUUCUCACAAGUUUAAGGCCAACCUGGUCUGCCCAAGGCAAGCUGGAGCUAUAGAGAAAGGUCCUGUCUAAAAAAUUAGAGACAGAAAAGAAAAGGAAAAAAGAACUACACUUAUUUUAAGAAAGCUCUAAUGAAAAGAACUUUGAAUCUCAAAAGUGAAUAAAAGUUUUAAGAAAUGUUAUCCUAAACUCAAAAUUGUUCUCAAAACAUAUGGACUCAUCAAACCUCUUGGUGUGUCUCUGAGGUAACUUCCAGAGACAAAUAUGUGAAGUGGCAAAAGCCCACCUGAAUAUAGGCAGCAGCAUCUUGUGGGCUGGGACAAAGAAAAAGUAAGCUAGCCCUCACCUUUAUCUGCAUCCUGACUGUAGAUGCAAUGUAACCAAACACCUCAUGUUCCCCUUGCCUACCCCAGCAUCAUGGACUGUGUUCCCUCAAACUGUGGGCCAAAGUAAAUCCUUUUCUCUUCCUCCCUUACCCUCCCUCCAUAAGAUGCUCCUCGUUCUGUGUCUGUCACAGCAGCAAGAGAACUAACUCCUGUAGUAACAGAGUUCAUUCUCAGAGCUGAGAUGACAGGAUCCUAUAGGUCCACAGCUGGAUAUGUAGCCCUUCACUAACCAAAACUUUGCCAUGUGGUACACGGCUAUGGCUAUAUUUUAGAUUAUGAUAAAAUAUACAGAUAAUUAUUAAAAUAAUAUGUGGUAGAGAAAGCUUUAAGUUUGUGAUGGUGACAAGGCACAUGCCCUUGGUCCUCACAACAAGAUGAUAAAAAUCCUUAAAGCAAGAAAGGAAAUGAAUAUCUGUAGACUUAGAUUUUUCAAAACCUACUUUAAUAGAGGUUCUUACAUGCCUUAACCUCCCUUCUAUCCCUCCACCACCAGAGGCAGUGGAAAAGAAAGGUUAAUAGAGCAAAGGAGGAUGUGGACCUGCUUAAAAAUAGUUCUUUGGAGCAAAUCCAAUCUUCAUAGUCAGGAUAUCACACAAAUCAGCAAUGGCAGUUCAAUCCAAAAGAAACCUCAGGCAGCAAGAAGCCACCAGAAUAUCAUGAGAAAUUCUUUGAUGCUUUUUUCUCUACUAAGUCACAACAAAUGACUAUCAGUGAAGAAGGCAAAGCUAACCAAUGCCACACAAUGUCAUCAGGAUCAGCAAAGCCCAACAGAGACCAGCAGAGAGUGGAAAACCAAACCAAUGACACACAGCAUCAUCCACUGUCUGUUGGAUUAUAUUUAUAUCCUUUCCAAACAUCACGUGUUCUCUCAAGCAUCUGCUCUAGUGAAACAUCGCAUGCCCUUUUCUAGGCAGCUUCCAGAAGGACACAUGUCUAAUUCUCAACAAAACACCCCCCAUGUGGAGAUCUGAAUAGUGCCGCGCCCUUAAGAUGGCGCCGGUCUCCGCCUUCCGCCAUCCCGAUGGCGAGUGCUCUUAGGAGUAAACAAGUCCUUAUUUGGCUGUGGCUGGUGGUCUGGCUUGCUUCUGUGUAUGUGGACCUAUCUGCUUUUGCCAUGUGGCUUGCUGGGGUAGGCUGUUCCUAGAGUACUUAAGCCUGGGAGGCGCUUCCCCCGGGGUCAGAAGAUUGUUCAAGGUUCUUGAAUAAACUGCUUAGAGAAGAGCUCA
Molecule: messenger RNA, 3190 nt
Organism: Grammomys surdaster
Lineage: Eukaryota; Metazoa; Chordata; Mammalia; Rodentia; Muridae
Product: H-2 class II histocompatibility antigen, A-B alpha chain-like
Exons: 4
Coding region: 41-811 (256 amino acids)
Biological process (GO): positive regulation of T cell activation; antigen processing and presentation of exogenous peptide antigen via MHC class II; peptide antigen assembly with MHC class II protein complex
Cellular component (GO): membrane; MHC class II protein complex
Molecular function (GO): MHC class II protein complex binding
Source: RefSeq, a predicted model, not a curated record